Messenger RNA from Helobdella robusta, 504 nucleotides. RefSeq lists its product as hypothetical. Lineage: Eukaryota; Metazoa; Annelida; Clitellata; Rhynchobdellida; Glossiphoniidae. Bases 1 to 504 code for a protein of 167 amino acids. The record is from RefSeq and is a predicted model, not a curated record. The transcript has 3 exons.
AUGAUUGUGAAGAUAAAUGUGAAUAAAAGAAACUCUGGCAUCAGCCGGAAAUCACUUCAGCCUCACAACAACAACAACAACAAUAAUAACAAUAACAACAAUAAUAACAAUAAUAAUAACAAUAACAAUAAUAAUAAUAACAAUAAUAACAAUAACAAUAAUAAUAAUAAUAACAACAAUAAUAAUAAUAAUAAUAAUAAUAAUAAUAAUAAUAAUAAUAACAAUAACAAUAACAAUAAUAAUAAUAACAAUAAUAAUAACAAUAAUAAUAGUAAUAAUAACAAUAAUUGUAACGUCUUCAUGCUAGACCGACAUGAGGACGACCACAAUUACGACAACGUUGAUCAUUAUGAUGUUGACUGCAUUAGUAACAAUAGUAACAAUGAUGACGACUGCGAAAGCUGCACCGAUUAUGACCACAGUGCGGGCAACACAAGCGACGCAAUCAACAACGCCAGCGACAAAAACCGUGACAGUGACGACGCUCAACAGCUGCUGCAAUGA